UUCUCCCCCUGGCCCUUCCCGGGUGAGUGUGUUCGGUGUUGGGUGCGUGUGUGUGUGUGUGUGUGUGUGCGCGCGCGUGUGUCCGUGUGGCAACUUUUUCUCUCCCCCCCCCCCCCUCGCUUCUCUCCUCCUUCUGUUUCCCCUUCUAUGUGACCAUGGCAGUGCCGGCGGCUUUGAUCCCUCCGACCCAGCUGGUCCCCCCACAACCCCCGAUCUCCACGUCUGCUUCUUCCUCGGGCACCACCACCUCCACCUCCUCUGCGACCUCGUCUCCGGCUCCGUCCAUCGGGCCCCAGGCGCCUUCUGGGCCAACUCUGUUCCGGCCGGAGCCCAUCGCGGCGGCGGCGGCGGCCACAGUCACCUCUCCGGGCGGCGGCGGCGGCGGCGGCGGCGGCGGCGGCGGCAGCGGAGGCGGCGGCGGCGGCAGCGGCGGCAACGGCGGCGGCGGCGGCGGCAACUGCAACCCCAGCCUGGCGGCCGCGAGCAACGGCGGCGGCGGCGCCUCCAGCACCCCCAUCACCGCCAGCACCGGCAACAGCAGCAUCAGCAGCAGCAGUAGCAGCAGCAGCAGCAGCAGCAGCAGUAGCAGCAGCAGCAGUAGCAGCAGCAGCAGCAGCAGCAGCUGCGGCCCCCUCCCCGGAAAGCCCGUGUACUCAACCCCGUCCCCAGUGGAAAACACCCCCCAGAAUAAUGAGUGCAAAAUGGUGGAUCUGAGGGGGGCCAAAGUGGCUUCCUUCACGGUGGAGGGCUGCGAGCUGAUCUGCCUGCCCCAGGCUUUCGACCUGUUCCUGAAGCACUUGGUGGGGGGCUUGCACACGGUCUACACCAAGCUGAAGCGGUUGGAGAUCACGCCGGUGGUGUGCAAUGUGGAACAGGUUCGCAUCCUGAGGGGACUGGGCGCCAUCCAGCCCGGAGUCAACCGCUGCAAACUCAUCUCCAGGAAGGACUUCGAGACCCUCUACAAUGACUGCACCAACGCCAGUUCUAGACCUGGAAGGCCUCCUAAGAGGACUCAAAGUGUCACCUCCCCUGAGAACUCUCACAUCAUGCCACAUUCUGUCCCUGGCCUCAUGUCUCCUGGGAUAAUUCCACCAACAGGUCUGACAGCAGCAGCUGCAGCAGCUGCCGCUGCUACCAACGCAGCCAUCGCGGAAGCAAUGAAGGUGAAAAAAAUCAAAUUAGAAGCUAUGAGCAACUAUCAUGCCAGUAAUAACCAACAUGGAGCUGAUUCUGAAAACGGAGACAUGAAUUCAAGUGUUGGCAACCAUGAUGGUUCUUGGGAUAAGGAAACCCUGCAAUCUCCCCCAUCCCAGGGACCGCAGGCCUCUGUCUCCCACCCCCGCACACCUGGAGUGCGUAGCCUACCAGUUAGCCAGCCUCUCAGCCACCUUCAGCACAGACACCUUCUGCCCAAUGGACUGGAACUUCCUUUUAUGAUGAUGCCCCACCCUCUAAUCCCUGUCAGCCUACCUCCAGCCUCAGUCACCAUGGCAAUGAGCCAGAUGAACCACCUCAGCACCAUUGCUAACAUGGCUGCAGCAGCACAAGUGCAGAGCCCUCCAUCCAGAGUUGAAACAUCUGUAAUUAAGGAGCGUGUUCCUGACAGCCCCUCUCCUGCACCAUCUCUGGAGGAGGGUCGAAGGCCUGGCAGUCACCCCUCAUCACAUCGCAGCAGCAGUGUGUCCAGCUCCCCAGCUAGGACUGAGAGUUCUUCUGACAGAAUCCCUGUACACCAGAAUGGAUUGUCCAUGAACCAGAUGCUCAUGGGUUUAUCACCAAAUGUCCUCCCAGGGCCAAAGGAAGGAGAUUUGGCUGGUCAUGACAUGGGACAUGAUUCAAAACGGAUGCAUAUUGAGAAAGAUGAGACCCCACUUUCUACACCAACCGCAAGAGACAGCCUUGACAAACUUUCUCUAACUGGGCACGGACAACCUCUGCCUCCAGGUUUUCCAUCUCCUUUCCUGUUUCCUGAUGGAUUGUCUUCCAUAGAGACCCUUCUGACUAAUAUCCAGGGGCUAUUGAAAGUGGCCAUAGAUAAUGCCAGAGCUCAGGAAAAACAGGUUCAACUGGAAAAAACGGAGUUGAAGAUGGAUUUUUUAAGGGAACGAGAACUAAGAGAAACACUUGAGAAGCAGCUGGCUAUGGAGCAAAAGAAUAGAGCUAUUGUUCAAAAAAGACUAAAGAAGGAAAAGAAGGCAAAGAGAAAAUUGCAGGAAGCACUUGAAUUUGAGACAAAACGGCGUGAGCAAGCGGAACAGACACUAAAACAGGCAGCGUCCACGGACAGUCUCAGGGUCCUUAAUGACUCUCUGACCCCAGAGAUAGAAGCUGACCGCAGCGGCGGUAGAACAGAUGCAGAAAGGACAAUACAAGAUGGGAGACUGUAUUUGAAGACUACUGUCAUGUACUGAAUCUAUCUGGUUGAAGAAGUCAAGUUCAUAUAAAGAACUUUGCUGUCAGACAUUUGUCAUUGGCAAGUUUGGAAAAACUAAGGUCCUUUUAAGGAAACUUCUUCCAUUUUGUGUAGUAAUGUUCUUUAACAUUUAAGUACUCUACAAAAACCAAACAGUUUCCUCCACUGAUUUCGUCUGUGAUUCAUACCAGAGACCUGCGAAUGUUUGUAAAUGUACAAGUAUCAAACUUCUUAGUUAAUAUCUGCAACUUUGCUGCUGGACACUUGUAUACAGAGUUCAAGGCAGGUGUGACUAAGACCUAGCCUUUUUUUUUAAUGGAAUGAAUCAUUUCUCUCUUCUGAAAAUUCUGUAUUUGAGCACAUUGACAGACUCUUACAGCAGUGGUCACUAGACUUACAGAAUUAUGUCCCACCACACCAUCAAGAAAAUGUGGAAAUGAAGUUGUAAGGGACAUAGAGGAUUAUGAAACAAACAACAAAAAAAGAGUAAUAUUCUGUUACAUUCAGUUUUAAACUCCGAAUUGUGGGUUUUCUUCCGAAUUUUUUUUCAGAUACUUUCAAAAAGACCAACAAAUGGAUGGUAACAACUCAAUGAAUUAUACAUUUUGCUUAUCUGAAAAGAAGCAUUGACUAUAAGCCAAAAGGUUUCACCGAUAGUCUCUUUUACUUAAAAAUUUAAAAAAAUAAAUAUACAUAUAUAUCUAAUUGUAACAUGUUUUCAUUCCAAACUGGUAGUGGUAUAUAGGAUUAAAAAUAAUAAUGUUGCUUCCUACUCAAACUGUUGGUCACAUGUACAGUAUAUAAACAUAAAACACACAAGGAAGGUAUUAUGUAUGCAGUAGGAUACUAGAGUUUAGGAAAAUGACAAUUUUAGAAAAUAUGUUUUUUGUCACCCUGUUGGUCAGAAAGAAGUCUUUCUGGUUUUAACGCAUGCAGGCAUGUAAAUAUUUGUCUGGAGUCACAGUAUUAACGAAUGAGAUCUUAAGCUUCUGGUGACCUGAGAACUCUCAGUCAGCCAUUUCUCUUUGAUAUCAAUCCCUAGUCAGUGCUGCGAACUGCACUGUUGAGAAUGGAUUGUGGCUGACCUGUCAAUCCCAACACCAGAAAUAUUUUUAUAUGUUAAUGUCAUAUUAUGUUAAUGUUGCUACAAAAAAAGAAGAAACAAAACUUAACGAACCUGUGUUGUAUCAGUCGAAUACCAAUGUAACCUUGAGUGAUAAAGUUGAACUGUGUUUUGCCUCCCAUCACCGCAGAGGGAUGGGUGGGUUAUGUGUUAUUUUCACUGUCUUUUUGAAAGUUACAAGUAUGUGUUUUCACUUUUGUGCAGAUAACUGGAAGUAAAGCUGCAAAUGAUGCUUAUUAUACGCUAGUUAAGUUCUUUCUCUCUCGCUCUCUUUUUUAAAUACAACUAGAGUUCCACCUUUAAGGACUGAUAUAAAUCAGUACUGUUACUGUCCCUCAUAUGAUAUCCUGUCAUGGUAAACUUUUAUGAUUCUAACAUUAUUUAUUACCAUAAAACAACAAAAUCUUAAGUGUCUAAGCAAACUAGAUGGAAAUGUUUAAAGAUUGUAUUAAUUGGGUAAUAAUUACUUGGUUAAGAAAAAUGUAACAUUAUAGAUAUUCUGGCACUAAGGUUUUUACACAUUUUAGGUCUUCCUUGACAUGCCAGAACCUUCAUCUUUGAUGUAACAAACUAUUAAACAAUUUAGUCCAUUAUUUGAGAUAUUAUGAACAAUUCCUAUUUUAGCUUGCUUAAAAGGGAGAAAUAUUUUCCUUUAAAUAAUGUUCGUAAAUACUUUGUAGAACCUUGGUUUUCUAAGUAAAGUUUGUUCCAUAAUCAUCUUUCAUUACUGAGCACAAGAGAUUCUAUUCCUAGUUCUGUGCAUUUUGGUUUGUUUGGUUUCCCAUAUGCAGUCUUUAAAGGAUUGUAAGAACACUUAAGGUUGAAUGAACUUGUGGCAAGCUUUGGAAUCGUACACUUUUUGAAACUUUUUUUAAAGAAGCCUACAACUUACAUAUUGUCAUAGAAUCAGCCUUUGUUCUCCUCCUGGCAUACAGUCACCUGUUAUGUGGGGUUAAAUAAUUUUGAAAUUCAUAUUUUCAAGACCUUUGAGAAUGCUUUAGUGUCUGGUUCAACAUAAAAGGAUAUUUCAGCAAAGAUUAAAGAAAAAAAUGCUGUCAUCUGUAUGUUAAGAAAGACUCUUUACUAACCUGUUGUAAAUAUUACAAUUCACAAAAUGUAAUUGUAAGUCUGUAACUUAAUCCCCCCUCCCUUUUUUCUUUUAGUUAAACUAGUUGGUUUAGAAAUUUAUGUUUUUUGGCAUAAAUAAGUAAAAUUGUGCCCAUUUUAUGGUUUCCAUGCUUUUGUAAUCCUACAAAUAUUAAUGUCUAGUUGUUCUAUAUUAUAACCACAUUUGCGCUCUAUGCAAGCCCUUGGAAUAGAACAUACUCAUCUUCAUGUAGGACCUAUGAAAAUUGUCUAUUUUUAUCUAUAUAUUUAAAGUUUUCUAAAAAUGAUAAAAGGUUAUUACGAAUUUUGUUGUACAAAAUCUGUACAAAAUCUGUUUUUACAUCAUAAUGCAAGAAUUGGAAAAUUUUUCUAUGGUAGCCUAGUUAUUUGAGCCUGGUUUCAAUGUGAGAACCACGUUUACUGUUAUUGUAUUUAAUUUUCUUUUUCUUUUCAACAAUCUCCUAAUAAAAAUGUCUGAAAUCUC
Molecule: messenger RNA, 5127 nt
Organism: Dipodomys spectabilis (banner-tailed kangaroo rat)
Lineage: Eukaryota; Metazoa; Chordata; Mammalia; Rodentia; Heteromyidae
Gene: Dach1
Product: dachshund family transcription factor 1
Exons: 12
Coding region: 156-2411 (751 amino acids)
Source: RefSeq, a predicted model, not a curated record